Dictyostelium discoideum AX4 is the source of this 1344-nucleotide messenger RNA. RefSeq lists its product as hypothetical. The record is from RefSeq and is a predicted model, not a curated record. Lineage: Eukaryota; Evosea; Eumycetozoa; Dictyosteliales; Dictyosteliaceae. Bases 1 to 1344 code for a protein of 447 amino acids. The transcript has 2 exons. Gene Ontology annotation, cellular component: nucleolus.
AUGGAUAAUAAAUCAUUAUAUGUUGUUAAACAAUUUUUAGGUAGUAAUAAAAGCCUUUCAAAAGUACUCGAUACUUUUACUGCUCAAACAAAAUCAAUUAAAAUUGAAAAUGUUGAAAUUCCAUCAUUAGAAAAAUUGAUUGAAUUUUAUAUUAAUGAAAAUAAAUCAAAAGAUAAUAAAAAGAGACCAUUAGAUGAAAAAGAAGAAGAAAAAUCAUCAAAAAAACAUAAAGUAGAGAAAGAUUCAUCAGAUUCAUCAGACUCAUCAGACUCUGAAUCAGACUCUUCAGAUUCAGAAGAUGAAAAAGAAAAAGAAAUGAAAGUUGAUAAAAAAACUGAAGAUUCUUCAUCAUCAUCAGAAAGUGACACUGAAUCAUCAUCAUCUUCAGAAUCAGAAGAUGAAAAGAAAAAAGAAAAAGAAUCAGAUGAUUCAUCAUCAUCAGAAUCUGAAAGUGAUUCAUCAUCAUCAGAAUCAGAAUCAGAAUCAUCAGAAUCAUCAUCAUCAUCAGAAAGCGAAUCUGAGGAUGAAAAGAAAAAAGAAUCAUCUGACUCUUCAGAUAGUGAAUCUGAAGAUGAAAAAAAGAAAAAAGUAGAAUCAUCUGAUUCUUCAUCAUCAGAAUCAGAAUCAUCAGACUCUUCAGAUAGUGAAUCUGAAGAUGAAAAAAAGAAAAAAGUAGAAUCAUCUGACUCUUCAUCAUCAGAAUCAGAAUCAUCAUCAUCAUCAUCAUCAGACUCAUCAGACUCUUCAGAUAGCGAAUCUGAAGAUGAAAAAAAGAAAAAAGUUGAAAAAUCAUCAGAUAAAGAAACUUCAUCAGAAUCAGAAUCAGAAGAUAGUGAUGACGAAAAAGAUAAAAAAAAAUCAAAAAAAGAAGAUAAAAAAGAAAAUAAAAAACAAGAAGAAAAAAAAAAACCAAUUGAAAAAGACUCAGAUGAAGAUAGUGAUGAUGAAAUGAAAGUAGUUGAACAACCAAAAAAACAAGAAAUUAAACAACAACAACAACAACAAACUGUAAAUAAAAAUAAUAGUAAUAAUAAUAAUAAAAUAGAUUGGAAAUCAAAUCAAGAUUAUAAUUCAUAUAGUAAAUCAGAAACACCAGCUAAAAGAGGUAGUAAUGCACCAUUCCGUAGAGUUAGAGAAGAGGAUGUAGUUUUUGAUGAACAUUUUACAAGUGAAGGUGCCAAUCGUGAAUGGACUGAUGCUUGGGGUGUAAAAGUACAAAAUCGUCUCUCCAAAAAAGUUGGUGACCAAUUCCGUAAAGGUAAAAAUAAGAUGAAGAAAGGUACCUAUACCGAUUCAACAAUUUGUGAAGAAUCAUCUGCAUAUGUUUAUCCAGAUUCUGAUUAA